AAAAGUCCAGAAUGCUACGGUUGCCACUCUCACUUCCUCUUGCCCCUCACCCAGCGCUGCUUUGAAUGCAGCAUUUGUCGUGGGGCACGUACAAGGGAGAGAAGACAGCAGUGCCUGGGAGGCUGCUGGGCAGGCGGUUACUGCGCGUCAUGCUGUGGCAGGGCCAUUUCUGGUGGCAGACAAUGCCGGGAUAAUGUGGCCCACCCGCCUGGCUGGGAUGCUGCUCCCAGCCAUGGCCUUCCUCUCCUGCCUGAGACCCGAGAGCUGGGACCCUUGCGUGCAGGUGGUUCCUAAUGUUACUUACCAGUGCAUGGAGCUGAAUCUCUACAAAAUCCCUGAUAACCUCCCUACAUCAAUCAAGAACCUGGACUUGAGCUUUAACCCCCUGAGGCAUUUAGGCAGCCACAGCUUCUCCAACUUCUCAGAACUGCAGGUGCUGGAUUUAUCCAGGUGUGAAAUUCAGAAGAUUGAAGAUGAUGCAUAUCAAGGCCUAAAGCAUCUCUCCAUCUUGAUAUUGACAGGAAACCCUAUCCAGAGUUUAGCCCCGGGAGCCUUUUCUGGACUGCCAAGUUUACAGACACUGGUGGCUGUGGAGACAAACCUAGCAUCACUAGAGGACUUCCCCAUCAGACAUCUGAAAACCUUGAAGGAGCUUAAUGUGGCUCACAAUCUAAUUGAUUCCUUCAAGUUACCGGACUAUUUUUCUAACCUGCCUAACCUGGAGCACUUGGAUCUUUCCAAUAACAAGAUCCGCAAUAUUUACCAUGAAGACUUGCAGGUUUUACAUCAAAUGCCCUCAUUCAAACUCUCCUUAGACCUGUCCCUCAACCCUUUAGACUUUAUUCAACCAGGUGCCUUUGAAAAAAUUAAGCUCCAUGAACUGACUUUGAGAAGUAAUUUUGAUAGUGCAGAGGUCAUGAAAACGUGUAUUCAAGGUCUGGCUGGUUUAAAGAUCAAUCGGUUGAUUCUGGGAGAAUUUAAAAAUGAAAGAACCAUAGUAAACUUCAACAAAUCUGCCCUGGAGGGUCUGUGCAAUUUGACCAUUGAAGAAUUCCGGAUAGCACACUUCGAUGAGUUUCCAGGGGAUGAUCUUGGCUUUUUAAAUUGUUUGCCAGAGGCUUCUACAAUAUCUCUUAUGGGUCUGUAUUUAGACGAGCUAAAAAUCUUUCCAAAAGGUUUCAAAUGGCAAUACUUAAAUUUGUCUAAAUGUAUAUUUGAACAUUUUCCUACAUUGGAGCUUACCUUUCUCAAGCAGUUUGUUUUCACUGCCAACAAAGGUAUUACCACUUUUACUAAAGUUAAUCUACCAAACCUUGAGUUUCUAGAUCUCAGUAAAAAUGGCUUGAGUUACAAGUCUUGCUGCUCUCACCGUGAUUUUGGGACAACCCAACUGAAACACUUAAAUCUGAGCUUCAAUAAUAUUAUUAUCAUGACUUCAAACUUCUUGGGCUUAGAGCAACUAGAACGUCUGGAUUUCCAGCAUUCCACUCUGAAACAGGCCAGUGAUUUUUCAGUAUUCCUCUCACUCAAAAAUCUCCUUUACCUUGAUAUCUCUUACACUAACACCAAGAUUGUCUUCCUGCGCAUCUUUGAUGGCUUGAUCAGCCUCCAAGUCUUGAAAAUGGCUGGCAAUUCUUUUCAGGAUGCACUCCUUCCAAAUAUCUUCAGAGAUCUGACUCAGUUGACUGAACUGGACCUCUCUCAGUGUCAACUGGAACGGGUGUCCCAGGAGGCAUUUGGCUCACUCCUUAGACUCCAGGUGCUAAAUAUGAGUCACAACCACCUCUUGUCCUUGGAUAUGCUUCCUUUUAAAAAUCUCUCUCUCCGGGUUCUAGACUGUAGUUUUAACCGUAUAGUGGCCGCCAAUGGGCAGGAACUACAGCAUUUUCCAAGCAAUGUAACUUCCUUAAACCUGAACCAGAAUAACUUUGCUUGUGUUUGUGAACACAUGCGCUUCCUGCAGUGGGUCCAGGAUCACAGGCACAUCUUGGUGGGAGCUGAACACAUGAUGUGUGAGAAACCUUUAGCUAUGCAGGGUGUGCCUGUGCUCAGUUUUAGAAAUGCCACCUGCCAGAUGAGCAAAACUAUCAUUAGUGUGUCAGUUCUCUCAGUACUCGUGGUAUCUGUAGCCGCAGUUCUGGUCUACAAGUUCUAUUUCCACCUGAUGCUUCUGGCUGGCUGCAAAAAGUAUGGCAAAGGGGAAAGCACCUACGAUGCCUUUGUCAUCUACUCCAGCCAUGAUGAGGACUGGGUGAGGAAUGAGUUGGUGAAGAACUUGGAGGAGGGAGUCCCCCCCUUUCAGCUCUGCCUUCACUACAGAGACUUUAUCCCUGGUGUGGCCAUUGCUGCCAACAUCAUCCAGGAAGGUUUCCACAAGAGCCGGAAGGUCAUUGUGGUGGUGUCCCGGCACUUCAUCCAGAGCCGAUGGUGCCUCUUUGAGUACGAGAUCGCCCAGACCUGGCAGUUCCUGAGCAGUCACGCAGGCAUCAUCUUCAUCGUCCUGCAGAAGGUGGAGAGGUCCCUGCUCAGGCAGCAGGUGGAACUGUAUCGCCUUCUCAGCAGGAACACUUACCUAGAGUGGGAGGACAGUGUCCUGGGCCGGCACAUCUUCUGGCGACGACUGAGAAAAGCCUUGCUGGAUGGUAAGCCAUGGAGUCCAGAAGGAACAGAGGAUGCAGAAAGCAGCCAGGAUGAAGCAACGACCUCCACCUAACGUACAGACACUCCUUGGGUGCCUCUUGCCCAGGUGCAUCCAAUAUUUGUUCCGUUGACAAUUAUUAAAUGCUGCAGCAUAGCAGACAUUGCACCAAGGGAAGGUGCUUCAGUGGUACCCAGGACACACAGGACUGCUAAUCUCACGGAGUUUACAGUGUGGAGGGAAUAAAUACUGUGCUAAAAUAUAGAACCUGCAGGUGGAUGUUUCAACCAACUCAGCCUAGGCAUUCAGGACAAAGAAACUCAACUCAACUCUUACCCUAUAUACUUGAAUUAUAACUAAGAGACCUGCCCUGGUAACAUCAGAAAAGGACAUAAUUCUUCUCCUGAGCCUUUUGAAUGGAAAGCACCUCAUAUUUUUUGUGUUGGCUGCCUUGAAACAAAGUGGUUUUGUCGUUUCUACUACACUGGGCCUUUGCUCACUUUUCCCAUUUCUAUUGAAUACAAUUUAAAUUCUACGUGAUGACUCAGAAGGCUUCUAAUUCAGAUCCUCCCUCCACUUCAAGUCAAUUUCCUCACAAAGGUCAAAAACCUGCACCCAUUUCCUAAGGACACCUGAUGAAUGUAUCUUCACAAACAUCCCGGUCAUUAUUAACUGAUAGUCCCUGAUGUAUUUUUGUUUUUAUAAAUUCAGUUUUCAUUUUACACGUCUUCUCUAUAAACCUCAAUUUUUCAAUAUGGUUGUAAGAGACAUACUGGAAAUAUCCAUGUUUAACCAAUAUCUUUCAAGCAAAUAUGUCAAAUACACUCUGUCACUUUGUCACUUGAUGUCAUUCUAAAUUGAUUGCCGAUUAAGUUAUGACUGUCAUAAAGGAAGCAUUAAAAUAA
Myotis lucifugus (little brown bat) is the source of this 3543-nucleotide messenger RNA. It is a transcript of the gene TLR4, whose product is annotated as toll like receptor 4. The transcript has 3 exons. Gene Ontology annotation, cellular component: membrane. The record is from RefSeq and is a predicted model, not a curated record. Gene Ontology annotation, biological process: toll-like receptor signaling pathway; inflammatory response; immune response. Bases 194 to 2713 code for a protein of 839 amino acids. NCBI's taxonomy places the organism in Eukaryota, Metazoa, Chordata, Mammalia, Chiroptera, Vespertilionidae. Gene Ontology annotation, molecular function: lipopolysaccharide immune receptor activity; lipopolysaccharide binding; protein binding.